Seriola aureovittata is the source of this 5245-nucleotide messenger RNA. It is a transcript of the gene nwd1, whose product is annotated as NACHT and WD repeat domain containing 1. Lineage: Eukaryota; Metazoa; Chordata; Actinopteri; Carangiformes; Carangidae. Gene Ontology annotation, molecular function: protein binding. The record is from RefSeq and is a predicted model, not a curated record.
AUGGCAGAGCGUCCAGCAGGAGAAGGAGGAGGUGUCAGUCUGCAGGACGUCCUCAGAGGACGGACAGACGGAGCUCAGAGGACCAGCUCCAACAUGAUCCGGGUCUUCAUCAGCUCCACGUUCACAGAUAUGAGCAGUGAGAGGAAAGCUCUGCUGGAGAAAGCUUACCCAGAAGUCCUGUGUUUCUGUCGCAGUCUGGGGCUGGUGUUUGAGGUGGUGGAUCUGCGUUGGGGGAUUCGAAAUGUGACGACUGGAGUUCACGAGUCCUGUGAGAUCUUCCUGCAGGAGAUCGAGACCUGUAAGAGGAUCUCAACCGGACCGGCUUUCAUCGCUCUGCUGGGGAACCGGUAUGGCCACAGGGCUCUUCCCCGCCUUGUCCUGCAGAAACAUUUUGAAGUCCUUUUGUCUAAACUUUCCAAAAACCCUGAAGGCGUCAAACAGCUGAAUCAGUGGUUCUUAAAAGACUGCAAUGCGGUUCCGCCCACCUACGUCCUCCAGCCUAUCACGGCUCACUUCCCCCACUACAGCGACCUCCGACCUGAGAGUGGGCCUAAGCACGACAACGACGUCCUGUCCUGGCGUUUCACAGAAACUCAACUGUUGCAGCUCCUACGAUCCGCCGCCACCGACGCCGAAGCCGCUGGAGACAUCACCGCCGAGCAGGGACAACAGUUCUACACAUCAGGUCAGAGACGUCGCUCACAGUUGGUCCCCUGUUGUCUCAGAGGGUUUGUGACAUCAGUGUCUUCUUCUUCUGUCCACGUCACAGAGCGGGAGCUCGAGCACGGUUUGUGGAAAGACGAUGGCGAACCGUCGGCUCUGCUCUUCGUCCGAGAGAUUCCCCGGCAGAGGGUGAGGGACGGUCCCAAACGUCUCGCCAAGUACAUGGACCUGAAUGCCGAAGGGCUGCUGGACGCUGAAGCUCAGUCACUCCUCACCGGCCUCAAGUCUCGGCUCUACGCCUCAUCACGGAAGAUCCUCAACCUGCACUGUGUGGAGCUCAGCAAGGGGAGUGUCGACCCCAAACGCAAAGAGCACGCUCAGUACCUGGACAGCGUCUGCGAGCAGUUUGUGACGCAGAUGAAGGCCCGGAUCACAGCAGCGGUCGACUCCCCGCCUGAGGGGAGGCGGAGGAAGAUCUGGGGAAACACUGAGGAAGAAAAUGAGGACACGUCAGACUGGGUGGGUGAAGAGGUUGCACAGCAUGUCGCCAUGAGUGCUGAGCUGUGCAGAGGUCUACACGCUAGAGAGGGUCUCCUGGGGAAGCUCUGCCUCGCCAUGUGGGAGUCCACCAACGUGCUUCACGGCCCGCUGGUGGUCCACGGGGCUGCCGGGAUGGGUAAGACGGCUCUGCUGUGCAAACUGGCGCAGGAGAUGCGAAGUGUCCUGGAGGCGGGAUCGGUGGUGGUGAUCAGGCUGCUGUCAGCUCGUCAUCCUCAGAGACCAGACAUCGACCACGUCCUCCGCAGCAUCUGUCUCCAGGUCUGCCUGGCGUGCGGUUUGUCUCCGCCCUCGCCCCUGACGGCCGGCACCCACCUGGAGCUGCUCCGGUUCUUCAGGAACGUCCUCACCCAGGUCUCCCAGCAGGGGAACAGUCUGCUCCUCAUCCUGGACGCUCUGGAUCAGCUGUCAGACCAGAAUCACGCUCACAGACUCCGCUGGCUGCCCACCGACCUCCCGCCCAAUGUCCACCUGGUGGUUUCCAUGGACACCUACAGUGAGGCAUUUGUUAACAUGCGGCUGAAGUUUGAGUCUUUGGGGAGCUUCUUUGAGGUGGAGCGUUUGUCUCGUGAUGAAGGGAAACAGAUCGUGGAGUCAAACAUGCGAGCGUCACAGCGAGCGUUGACCCCCGAGCAGAGCGACGCCGUGCUGCAGAGCUUCGACUCCACCGGCUGUCCCCUCCACCUCAAACUGAUCCUGUCUGCAGCCAGACGCUGGACCUCCUUCACCCCGCUCACAGAGAUACAUCUGGGCGCCAAUGCACAGGAAAUGAUGUCACAGCUCUUCCUGAUGCUGGAGGAGAAACAUGGGAAGGAGCUGGUGGGCGGGGCCUUAGGAUACCUCACUCUGGCAAGGGAAGGUCUGCUGGAGGCUGAGCUACGUGAUGUCAUGUCCCUGGACGAUGAUGUCAUCAGUGAGGUGUAUAGGUACUCGCUCCCUCCAACGCCCUCGUUGAUCCGGCUGCCCCCCCUCCUCUGGGCCCGCCUCAAGCGGGACCUGGAGGACCAUCUGGAGGAGCGGUGGACGGGCGGGGUCGCCGCCGUCGCCUUCAACAACCGGCGCCUGGUGGAGGCGGUUUCAUCGCGCUAUCUGACGUCAGAGCGGCGGGGGCGGAGCCUCAGGAUCAUGGCAGAGUACUUUCUGGGUCGGUGGUCGGGGAAACUGAAGCCUGCAGCUCUGCCGGGUCUGUCACUGCUGCUCUCCGACAGAAAGGUCCCUCCCCAGCCACUGUGGUUUGCUCCAGGAUUGGCUAACGUCAGGAAGCUCCAGGAGUUGCCCUAUCACCUGCUGCAUGCCGGUCUGUGGGAGGAGCUCCAACAUGAGGUCAUUGGCAGCGCUGAGUGGCUGUACUGUAAGAGCAGGGUGUGUGGGGUGUCCAGUGUGAUCCACGACCUGGACCAGUGCUCCCAGUACAUGGACUGCACUGAGACCAGACUGAUCCGAGACACUCUGGUCCUAAUCAAACCCAGCCUGGACUUCUUGGACAAUCACUUUGAUAUGUCUCUGUUCUACACUGAGCUGUUGGCCAGACUCUGCUCCUUGGCCUCGACCUUCCCCUCUGUGAUUGGCCAGCUGUGCAGUCAGUGUGAAGAGUGGCUGCUGACGUGUGCGGAGCCGAUCCUCGUCCCAAAGUGUAGUUUCCUGCAGCAGCCUGGGGGGGCGCUGCAGCACACACUGAGCGGACUGCAGGGAGGUGUUCUCUGUGUGGACGUCAGUGUGGAGGCGGAGCUUCUGGUUGCAGGUUCAGAUGACGGGGUGGUGGCGGUGUGGAGUCUCAGUGACCAGCAGCUUGUCCACACUCUGCUGGGACACACCGGUGCUGUCCUGUCAGUUAAAGUGAUUGACAGCUCGUCUCACUGCCUUUCCUUGGCUGCUGACGGCUCUCUGAGGAGGUGGAGCCUCAUGAACGGCCAGCAGCUGCUCUGCAUCCAGGAGGCUGUACCUGUUGACUCCGCCCCUUCAUCAGUACACCUCCACCUGUCUGAGCAGAGACAGCGGCUCUGUGUUUACACCAUGACUCAGGUGAAGGUGUGGAAGCUGGACGGGGCUGAGCUCUUCAGCAGCAGCAGUGAUGAAGGCUCGCUGGUUCUGGGAGUUCUGGAGGACUCUGUAGUUUCUCUGUCUGACUGUGGUCUGGUCAGAAUAUCUCGUCCUGUUAACGGCACUCAGACUGUGGAGACUCAGCUGGAAAACGCACAGAGGUGUUUUAAUCUUGUCAACUCUGUUACGUUACCAAAACGUGGGAAAGUGUUUGUGGUUACUACAGAAGGCUUCCUCUAUCAGAUUUCCGGGUCGGGCAGACAGACAGCUGUUGAGUUUCCUCUGGUUCCGUCUUUACUUUCUGUUACAGAAGAUGAAAAAAUUCUGAUGGCAGGCGCUGAGCGAACUCUGAGCCUCUUUAACAUCGACAUAGACUCUGUGGACAAGUUCCUUGACCUCCAACAUGAAGACAGCGUCUUGUCGGCCAGCAUCUCUUCGGACGGCAGGCAGCUCGCCUCUGGAGCUGCUGACCAGCUCAUACGAAUCUGGUCGGUGACCACUGGUGCGUUGUUGGACACUCUGUGUGGUUCAGAUGCUCCCGUCACCUCUGUGGUUUUGUAUAAAGGCUUUGUGGUUUCAGCCUCGACAGCCACCAGCUCUAUCCAGCUGUGGAAUCUGAAAUAUGACACCCAACACAAACCCACCGCCCACAUCCCAUCAGGCUGCGCCCAUGUUGCCAUCACCAAAGACACAGAUCAGGUUUUCUUCAUCCGACAGCCGAGCCAGACAGAAGUCAUCAGCUGGAACAACCACACAGGUUCUCUCUCAGAGCGUUUGGCUGUCUCUGCCCAGGUUUGCUGUCUGGAGGUAGCUCAGCACAAACGUUUACUCCUGUGUGGUCUGACCUCCGGCACUGUCCUCAUCUACCCGUUAGCCAUGCCCCAGGAGACACUCUGCAUCCCCCCUCCAGAGAGCCUCUCCAGGGUGCUGUGCAUGGCUGUCAGCUCCCAGGAGAAGCACAUGGCGGUGGCCUACGAGGAUUUGGUGUGUCUGUUCGAGAUCACCACCAGAGACAGCUUUCCCACGGUGGAGGGGCCCCUGGAGAGGUUCCCCCUGUCCCUCCUCCACGCCCCGCUGUCCUCCAUGGCGCUGCUGUCCGACCGCAGGCUGCUGUAUGGAACGAGCUGCGGGGAGGUGAAACUCCAUGAUUUCAUCGGCGGCGGCAGCUCCAGUCUGGAGCCUCAUCGCACCAGAGUGACCUGCGUGACGGCCAGUAACUGGGGGAGUCACGCAAUGGUGGGCUCAGAGGACACUGUGCAAAGGUUGUGGGCCCUGAACCCACUGGCCCUGGAUCACACCAUGGAGUACAAGGGUUUUUUCUUCGAGGGCGUCCUCUCUGCUGCUUUCUCUGACAGCGACCAAUUUGUCUUCACUGGAUCUCAGGACAGAACCGUCAAAGUCUGGGACGUUGCUACAGGGAACCUGUUGUACGUUCAGUUCGUCUACUCACCUGUCGUCAGGAUGGUGACCUACAGGAACGGCUUUGUGGCGUUGACUCAGCAGGGGUCCAUCAUCAGAGAAGUGUUUCGCUGUCCGGACCACAUCAGUCCGGACUACAACCCUCUGACGAACGUCAAGGCCCAGUACCGAGUCACCUCCAGGGAGAAGAAGCGGGACGGCCAGCAGACCUCCGUGUCCGACCUCCAGGACUUUAACCCAGCCCAGUUCAACCUGAACCUCAUGAGCAUGCUCAGAGCCAAACCCUCCUCCACCUGUCUCAUACUGUAGGACGUUUGGGCCCCGGACCUCCAGGGACCUCAAGGUUCUCUGAGGUUUCACGACAAAUUAGGGAACAAAAUAUUUUCAUUGUUAGGAAACGUAUUUGUUUAAUUCUCACUGAGGUUCAUGUACUUGUUAAAUAUAUAACACACACACCAUCUAUUAUCAUGUGAAAAUUAGUGCAAAUGUUUAGUUUUGAUAAAUCAUUGUGAAACCAACUGCUAUUUAUAAUCUGAAAAAUGUAUUAAAACAUCUGUUUAUGUUC